Ailuropoda melanoleuca (giant panda) is the source of this 968-nucleotide messenger RNA. RefSeq names its product apolipoprotein R. Lineage: Eukaryota; Metazoa; Chordata; Mammalia; Carnivora; Ursidae. The record is from RefSeq and is a predicted model, not a curated record. The transcript has 4 exons. Bases 96 to 689 code for a protein of 197 amino acids.
AAGGCUGGUUACAUUGGCUUAGGCACCAUUUCAAUUGUUAUGUAGAAUUCUUUUCUUCAUAUUGAUUCAAGUGUCUGAGAACACUGAGCCCCAGUAUGGCACCCCUGAGACUCUGUGCCAUGGCCCCCAAGUUGCAGAGCACUUUCCCAGCCCUGUACAUCUUUGGGAUCUUGACCCUUCUGUGCCCUUCUGCCUUGUGUGACUGCAGUGUAUUUCCGAGCAUUGCCCAUGGAUCCCAUAAAGACGUGAGUUCAUUUUUCUCCUAUACUACUGUGGUGCAAUAUGAAUGUGAUGAAGGAUAUGUUCUGGUUGGAGAGUCUAAAAUCACCUGCAGGAAGUCCUACUGGUCGUCUCCAGCCCCUAAAUGUAAAGCUCUGUGUCUGAAACCAGAGAUUGAAAAUGGAGGUCUGUCUGUGGAUGAGGACGAGUAUGUUGAGCCUGAAAGUGUUACUGUCCGGUGUGACGAUGGCUAUGGUGUGGUUGGCUCUCAAAAUAUCACCUGCUCAGAGAACGGAAUCUGGUUCCCAGAGGUGCCCAAGUGUAAGUGGGAAUACCAGAUGGGCUGUGAGCAAGUGCUCGUUGGCAAUAAACUCUUACAGUGUCUCCCCUACCCAGAGGAUGUGAAAAGGGCCCUGGAGGUGUAUAAGCUGUCUCUGGAGAUUGGACACCUGAUCAAAAGUCAGACUUGAGGAGGAAUGCCAUUUAGAAACCAGCACAUCCACCACCAGCACCCCCUGCCUCCUCCCCGCAAAAAUAGAGAAUUAGGUACAUUGCUCUCAUUAGCAACUCCACUAAUCGUUUCUUAAAUACUGUUUACUGAAAAAAUAUACUCAUGUUAGGAGAAUCUGUUGAUAUCCUUAGUGCCAACAAUAAUGUGGAGCUGCUGAUUUGUAUCUUUGAUCAGCCUGUGCUUCUGCUGUUCUGGACAUGGUGGAAUGACAGAAAUAAAUAAUGACCCAUCAAGAAUC